This is a messenger RNA of Mangifera indica (mango), 1708 nucleotides long. Its product is annotated as phytolongin Phyl1.1. Gene Ontology annotation, cellular component: membrane. NCBI's taxonomy places the organism in Eukaryota, Viridiplantae, Streptophyta, Magnoliopsida, Sapindales, Anacardiaceae. The coding region runs from base 462 to 1295 and encodes 277 amino acids. The transcript has 2 exons. The record is from RefSeq and is a predicted model, not a curated record.
AUGAUAUAUAUUCUGGACUUCAGCAUCCGUGAAACAAUGAAUCAGCAAUAUUUUUUCUUCUCUAAACAAUCUCCGCUCUUCUCGCUUCCUCUUCUUCUAUUUUUCUAUUUUUUUCUGAUUUGUGCAUUAAAUAGUCAACUCUUUCACAUAAGCAUCACAGUAUUCUAGUCAAUAAUUUCUGGAAAUUUAAUCAGUAACAUUAUUAUUUAUCUUUUACCGUGUCAAUCAUAUUUCAAAGUCUUCCUUUUGCAGCCUUUUCUAUCAUUUUUACUUUUAUUUUAAUUUUUUUCAGUUCUGUAACACGACAUCUUCUUCGCUUUGAGGAACAGCUACCGAGGUCAGGUUGCCAAUUCUUGAUACUGAAGUGCUGAACUCGAGUUUAAAAUGACUUACUGGGUGGUGAAGAACUUGGUUUUGGAGUAGAUUGGUUGUGGAUUGAGACUGGUUUUUGGUAUUAGUACAUGGGUUCUAUUCAGAAUACUGUUCAUUACUGUUCUGUGUCGAGGGAUAACCGGGUUUUGUAUGCACAUGGUGGAGAUCAUGAGCUUGAGAAUCUGGCUGCGUUGUGUCUAGAAAGGACUCCAGCAUUCCACAAGUGGUAUUUUGAGACCAUAGGGAACAAGACUUAUGGAUUUUUAAUUGAAGAUGGGUAUGUUUAUUUCAUGAUUGUGGAUGAGGGAUUAGGAAAGCUGGGUGCACUCCAGUUUUUGGAGCACUUGAAAGAUGAGUUCAAGAAGGCGGCUAAAAAGGGUUCAAGAGGAAGCUUCUCAGGACUGAAUGCAAUUGGUGUGCAAGAACAACUAGUGCCUGUUAUCCGCAGAUUGAUAACUUCAUUGGAAAACGUUGCUCAAAGCAGGAAUGCUUGGAACAGUCCACCUCCCUUGUCGGAUCCUAUGGGUCUCUCCCCAUCACGUAGCAAUGAUAAUGGGCAAAUUGAAGUUGUUAGUUCGACAAAAGCCCCUUUAUUGGGAAAGUCUAGCAAGCAAGAAAAAAAGAAGGCUAAGGAUCAUAUAAUUGCUGUGAGAGAUGUUGAAUUGGAGGAGCACCGAAAAUCGACAGAUAGAGUCAAGGUGGAUUUGAGAACUCUGGAUUCUAAUAGCCAGACUGGGGCUGGUACUUCAAUCUCAUCGCAGAAGGAUAUGGGUUCAAUGAGGAUGAGAUCAAACUAUCAAAAUAUGAGAAAGAAGUGGUGGCGCCAAGUACGAAUUGUUCUCGCAAUUGAUGCAGCUGUUUGUCUUGUACUAUUUGUCAUUUGGUUGUCAAUUUGCAGAGGUAUUGGGUGCAUUCGUUCAUGAUUGCACAUUAAAGUUGUAAGUUUGCGGUUCAAUCACUCUAGAGACUGCAUCUCAUAGUCUAUAAAGCCAAGCUUCUGUGGAAAGGUAAUGAAUAGAAGUAACAUAUCUGUCUCGAUGACGGGUUAAAAUAUAUAUAAUUGUGGAGGUAUGUUGUUCUAUGCCUCCAGUGGCAUGAGAGAUUUAGGAAAUUAUCUGUGCAGUUCCAUAGUUUUUUAUGCAUAUUCUGGAGGUAUGUUGUUCCACACAAAUUUUAUAAGUUUAUUUAGCCUUGUUUGGGUGUUCAUAUCACAAGUAUAUGCUAUUACUGAUAAUUCAUGAAAUUUCUGUACUCUCAACAUCUUAAAUUUUUUCUUUUUUGUGCCUGUGUAAAAACUUAAUGUUUAUAUGAUGAAAGAGUCUAUGUAGAUUGUAUA